AUGCGCCGUGCCGUGGCUGCAGAUUACGCGUCGAACGCGCUCAUCAUCGCGCCGCUUCUGCUGGACCUUUCGGUGGAUGCUGACCCCGAAAUCCGUCAAGAGUGCGCUCAAGCUCUGCUGCCCGUCGCCGAGUUCAUCUGGUCCCAGGAGGAGCAGGCGAGCGCUCAGCUUGCGGAGCUGGAGGAGGCAGGCGACGAGAGUGUGCCGGAGCCCCAGGAUGUGGUGCUCGGGCUCCUGCGACGCUCGAUCGAGAUGCUCAAGGACCCGGAGCAGGCGGUGCAGGACGCUGCGAUGGACACCGUGGGGUCGCUCGCGUCGCUGCUCUCGUCGUUCGACGUGCAGAACCACGUCGUCGAGCCCCUGCUGGAGCUGUGUCGGGACGAGGACCCCGAAGUGCGCGCCGUGGCUGGGAAGGUGCUCUUCAGCAUGUCCGGUCAGAUGGAGCAGGCAGGGCUGCUGGACGUCCUGAGCUCGCUGGUGUCGGACUUCAGCCAGGACCCUUUCCUGGCGGUGCGCCUGGCGGCGGCCGACGGCGUCCCGGCGCUGUGUCAGCUGAUGAACCCCUCGCGCGUCGAGCUGGAUGUUCUCCCGCUGCUCUCGCGGCUCUGCGACGACAUGGUGUGGUCUGUGCGCAAAUCAGCCGCGACGGCCAUCCCGAAGGUGGCCCGCUGCGUGUCCUACGACACGCGCGUGACCAAGGUGAUGCAGUUGUUCCGUUGCCUGAUCGACGACAUGUCGCACUGGGUGAAGCAGGAAGCGCUGGCGCAGCUCGUCGGAUACGCCCAGACGCUGAGAUCGUCUGACAUAUCCCAGGAGCUCGUGGACGACUUCUGCUCCAUGGCCACACAGGUGCUGGGCGACCCCGAGGUGUGCGAGGCGUGCGCGCGCGACAUCGCCACGAUCGCCCUGUGCAUCGGUCCAGGCAGGUGGUCAGAGCUCCGGGAGGCACUGAGUUUGCUCACCGCGAGUCCGCAUCAAGAGGUUCGCCGUCAGGUGGCGCGGAGCCUCCCGCGCCUCGUCACGCUGUUCAGCAAGCACGAGGAUCUCGAGGACGUGCGGUCGUCAGCAGCCCAACUGCUGGACGACGACUGCGAGGAGGUGCUGCUGACCCUCGCCGAGUCCGCGGCGGACCUGAUCACGGCUCUUCCACAUGACAUGCGGCUCCCUCUGACCAGACAGCUGCUGUUCCUGGCGUUUCAAAACGUCCCCGAGGGCGCCUUGUGUGGCUCGUGGCGUCUGAGGGAAGCCGUUGUCCGCGAGCUCGGCAAGUUGUGGCCGGCCCUGCCACCCAAGUCCCUGUCCUCAGCGGUCUUCCCGUUCUUCCUCACAAUGUGCAAGGAUCCUGUCUCGUCCGUGCGGCAAAUGGCUGCCGGACAAAUGGGCCUUGCGCUCGGCCGGGCUCUCUGUGGGACGGGCGGGAACCACCCCGCUCCAUUGCCUCGCAAACCACAGGCACACAGGUCGGACGAGCACGCAACCCGUCAUGGCAACGUCUCGGGCCCCGUGCAGUCCACAGCGGCGCUCGUGAACCUGUCAUGCAGCUGUGCCGAGUUCACGUCCAUUGACAGGGCGGAUCCGGCAGUUAUAGACAAGGAAAGCGAGCGCCUUUUCCGUGAGUUGCGGAUCCCUGCGGCGCAGCUCGGCGACAAAUCGCAGGGCGCCAGGCAAACACAACCUGCCACUGCUGGAUUUGAUGGUCACCGCCGCAGUGCGUCGGUCGGAAUGGCGAUGUUCACCAUCUCUGGGCGAUCGAGCUCAGCUGACGAAGGGAGCUGCGGCGAGCAGCCGCUGCCCGUGUCGCGGGGAUCGCACGGCGCCCUGUCGGCGGACUCGCAUGGGCAGGGCGCGCCAACAGACAGCCCGUGGAACGGGAACGGGCCGCCGACGCACGACACGUCUGGUCGGAAACUCAAAUUCCGGUCGCAGGAAGAUCGACAGCCGGAGGCGCCGCCCCAGGGCCGCGCGCCGCGGCCACGUGGGCGAGCGAGCGACGGCCUCGGGGGGCGCAGUUGGUUACUUCACGACUCGCAUCCAGUCAUCCCCAGUCGACUGUCACGCCCUACGCACGAGCCGGCAAGCCACCCCGCGAGCCACAGCGAAGGCGUCGGAAUCGAGCGCCCCGCUCCCGCGAACAAUGGCCUUGCGUCGCACAGGAGCCUCAAGGCCUCUGCCGUCGCGCGCCUAGAGCGCAUGUCGGACAACAUGGACGCCCCAGCACGACCGGUGGCGCCACAGACGCGCGAUCCGGCGACCGACGUGCAGCCUUCUGGUGCCUUGGGCCCAGCUCUGCCGGCCGGCCCGCACCUCGACAGUGCGCACGUGAGCGUUGCAGACAACGUGCUCGGCCGCGACACGCCUCUCGCGAUUCCACAGGGCGUACCGGAACUGGCCGAGCGCGAUGAGAACGUAGCGGACGCGCAACGUCACAAGGAGGAGCAGCCAAGUCAGCAGAAUGCAGCAACCCCGCGGAGAGACAGCGACUUGAGAGACGACGCGGAAGGAGUGAUGGACGAUCCCCAGGCGCCCCUGCGGUCGCCACGGGAUCUCGAUCUCGGCGACAUCCAAGCGGAGGCGUUUUUCUCUCGGCACCAGACCCUCCUCGACACGUUUGCGGACGAUCGGGACCACGCGCGGUCCUCCGUUGGGACCGGCUCCGGCAACGACAGCGACUCUGGAAGCGACGACCGACACCACCACUGGCGCAGUGCGCACAGCGACUCCAGCAGGGACGGCUCGGAGGUAGGCGAUGCCGAUAUCUCAGCGCUGUCAGCCGAGGUCAGCGAGGAGCUCGUCGAGGUUGAGCGCAUGGUCGAGGAAAUGCCUGGUCCCAUGACGGCCUUCAAGAGGAUGAUGCUGCAGGUCUCGGCCGAGAGGAGUGCGUCUCCGGGCUUGCAUCACUUGAUGGGGCACCAUGGUGAGUCGGGCUCGGAGAUUGGCAUGUGCGCGGGGCGAGACGGGCCGCAGGCACAACACCGAGUUCCAAGGCCCAUCAGCGCCGUCGACCUGCGCCACCGGCACCACGCGCACUCCGCGAGUGGUGACGCCCCACGGCCUGCCUCGAGCCACGCAUCUGGCCACGACGGCGGGCGAAGCCGCAUGAAGCGGCUGGACCCGAGGAGCGCAUUGCUCGAGUGCUUGGCGAUGUGCAAAGACCCCGACUACAAGCAACGGCAGCUGCUGUGCCUGAUCUUGUCAAACAUGACCGGCAUGCGCGGCAGCAUGAACGUCACGGCGUACGGCGAGCUGGUGCGGCCUGCGCUGCGAACCCUGGCCAAGGACAAGGUCAAGUCCGUCCAGGAAGCCUCGCGGGUGGCGGCGGCGAAACUGGGCUGGAUUUUCGCAGAAUAG
Pedinophyceae sp. YPF-701 is the source of this 3348-nucleotide messenger RNA. The record is from the annotation of a GenBank genome assembly. Lineage: Eukaryota; Viridiplantae; Chlorophyta; Pedinophyceae.